This is a messenger RNA of Cylicocyclus nassatus, 540 nucleotides long. The record is from the annotation of a GenBank genome assembly. NCBI's taxonomy places the organism in Eukaryota, Metazoa, Nematoda, Chromadorea, Rhabditida, Strongylidae.
AUGUUGAAGCAACGACUUUCGACGUUUUGGAGAUCGGAUGAACGUCUACUGCAAAUGUCGAAGAUGCAUCUUUUUGCUGUAAAAGUUCUGCUUUUUUCCUGCACAUUUGCAUGGACUGUAUCCAGUGACGAUACCAAUGAUAUAGAAGUAGGAUUGUGCGAUAUUGAUCCUGUUUUGUACAAUGCAACAGUAACGGCAUUCACAAAGGUAGCAAAACAUCUCAACCUUGGAAUCGAAAUGUCGAAUGAGGUUGCUGCGGUAUCAGGAAGCGAGUUGUUUUUGGAUGAUUGCGAACUUUAUAGAAAGGCGAAAAAUCUUGCAGUACAACUUUGUGUUGGUAUCAAGAGUGAAUGCGGAAAAUACGAUUGUGUUAAUCGAACUUGACGGCAGUAUUCCUACUGCAAAAGAAGUUUGACGGAGGGCUCUGAGGACGGCGAAGUGGCCGAAACAGACCGUUUUUGUCGGCAGCAGCCGGAUGUGCGCACGCGGACUGCUCUGGAAACAUUACCAUUGUUUGCCUUUUGGGAUCAAUGUAAGUAG